AAAUCGGUUGCGCAAAUUUGCAUUUGCUUACAUAACUUGCGCAUGCAUAAUUUAUAAGCAACGCUAUAAUUUAUAUCGCACACGAUUGACAACACUCAUCAUUUAUCACAUGUGAGGCAAGAUGGCGGACGACCCAACGAGUGACUUUCCUGUACAAGGCAUUCUCCCCAAGCGGGAAACCGGCGCGGAAAGGUUUUUAACUAUGUUUCCAAACUACGAUGGUCGAGACGUUCUCAUAGCAAUUUUUGAUACCGGUGUAGAUCCGGGGGCGCCAGGACUAACGGUUUGUAAACUUUCGUUUUGCUUUCUCAUUUGAAUCAGGUGCUAAUAUUGCUGCAUAAUGUUGGGCAGUAUCUGCCAAUAUAUUAAAAAAUAUCAGAAAAUGACUGCAAUUCAGGCUUUUAAACAUACAGUUCUUGCUAUUUACAUGCUGGGAACGGGAAAAUAUAUUUGUAUAUAAAGGUUUAUAUAUUAAAUGUUUCAGACUGUCGUGAUACCGUUACACCUCCAACAGGUGUCAGAUGCUAAUUAUUUAUUCAUUGCAUUUACCCUCCAUAAAAAUCACGCGCAAUAUAUUGCAUGUUUCAGGAAUGUUUCUUUUUCCAGCCUCAGGUAAACCUUGUUAAUUGUGUUCAUAGUUUGUAUAAAUUUGGACUUUGAAAGUUAAUUUAAAGACAUGUUACAGUUACUAACUUGUUAACAGACAACCAUUGGACCUGCCUGAAAUUGCAGGUACUAGCUAGCUUUAUUAAAAGUGCUUCAGACUUAAUAGGUGUGAAAAAAUUUUGCUAUAAUUUAAUUUGUUUACUUGGAUACUAUAUAUUUUAUGACCAUAUGUUUCCAUUAAUCCUAGGCAAACUAAGAAGGAUUGUUCUCUGACACACCCUUGGAAAGUUUGAUGUGAAAACAACUUUUGCUUACCAGCAAUCAAAAUCAUUCUAUAAUCCUAACAAUUUCAGAAACAUACUUAGUUUCCUAAGUGUGAUGUGAUUUUAGUUGUCGAAACAAUGUUUCGAAUCCUGGUCUGUUCUCCUUUAUGAUACAUGUUCUGAAAACAAUGUUUCUCCAACAGGGGAAUUACAGUACUAGAAAUACAUGUAUGCAACAACCCCUCGCCUAUUUUUUCCAAACAUUUAUUUAACACGAAGUAUUUGUAAUUGGCCAACAAUGAACGCAGGCUUGUGUUGUGGCGUCAUGUGUUGCCAUGACAACACAAUAUUUUUAAAUACUUUUUGUACAAAACGGCAAAAUAGUUGAAAGAUUAGUACUUUUAACUAUACAACAAUUAAUUUCCCAAAAAUAAACUGUAGGUAUGUCAUUUUGUAAAUGCUUCGUAAAAUGUUUUGAAAUGUUCAUUCAAGUUUUUAUAAAAAAACUACUUUUGCUGAUAAACUGUUUCUACUUAUUUAAUAAAUUCUUGAGUAAUUUCAGUUCGGUCUUCAUGGGAAUUACUGUAAUUUGCUCUCCUUUACAUUUUAAGUUUUUCCUUAAAUUAAACAGGUAAUUUAGAAAAUUUACAUUACUAUAUUUUACAAUUUUCCAUAGUAAAUCAAUUAUUUUCAUUUCUUCAAACAAAAAUUGCUUCAAAGUUCAUUGUAUGAAACGUUUUUCCAAAUAUAUGGUUUUGAAAAUUGAAAUUGUGCUUAUCCCACUCCUGGCAAACAGCCAUAUUUUUUAGUUCAGUGAGUACCCUCACCCUGGGCUCAGGCCUGGAACGGCGCUCCUUGCCAUUGGUUCAGGGACAAGGCUUAUUUCUGUAACUGGGUCAUCCCAGAAAAUAUCCAUACCUCCAUGAUCAGAGGAUGAUUUCUUUCCCCCCACUCUGUAGGCCAGGGGGAGUAUGGAUCCUUUCUCAUGGAAUGGCCCAUUGAGAUUUUGGGUUAUUUUCUGCAUCUUGUUUCCCAAGUAUGAUUUUUGUUGCAGAAACAAUGUUUUUGCUUUGCCCUGGGUCCUUGGGAUACCUUGUCUGGAAACAAUGUUUCCUUAUCAAUGUUCCAGGGUGCAUUCCAUUUGUAACUCUAUGCCAGAACUAUGCCAACAUUUGCCCUUGAUACACAAUGUUUCAAAAAGGUUUAAAUGUCAAAAUAGACAAUCCUGUUAUUCCUGUGUGCUUUUAAGACAGACUGUAAAAUUUUGUAACCUUACCAGAGAUCUACACGGAAUGCACCAAUGUUUCCUGUUUUUAUUUUUGCAAAAUUGAAGUCUUAAAGUUGCAGUUUUGUUAAAUUUGACAAUUAGUAAAACAGACCUUGCAAAAAAACUUAUUCAUAGAAAGAUUUACAAACAAUAUAGUUUCAGCAAUUAAUUUCUUUGAUAAAUGUAGCAAACACUUAAUUAAACUAUUAGAAUGCAACAAAAUGCAAAAUUCUUUUUACCAUUGAAAAUAUCAAUUCUGUGUGAAAAUAACUAUCAGGAUUUUGGGCAUCUCACUUGGUAGAAGCUGAGCGGAAUUAGUACCCUUGCCCCCGGAGGUAGGAACUGUGAUCAUGCCGAGACUUUAAUAACAUUGAUAUAACAAUAUAUAGCAAACGUUACGAUAUAGCAAACGUUAAUGUAAAUGUUUCAAUUAGUUAGCCAAUCAGAACGAGGCUAGCUACAGUAUGUGAUUGGCUGAUACUGUAAGACUAAAACCUGUUAAAUAUAGUAAAGUGUGCAUUCAAAAAAUACAUGAGUAAUUUGCAUAUUUCAUUUAAUUUGCACCUUUUCAAUUUAUGCUAGAGUUGCCCAUUUAAUCGAUUAAUUUUUCGUUUUUUUCCUCACAAAUAUUAUACUGGAUCGUCUACAUAUAACAAUCAUGCAGAGCAUGAUGCCAGAAUGCGACAAUGAUUAUCUUUCUGGAAUUACUGCCAUUUGCAAUCAAACACCCUGAGCACCGUUUUGUCUCAAGCGUUUAUUAUCUAAUUCUAAAUUUAGAUCUUUACCGGGGUUCCAAACUCAUGCACGUGACAAAAUGCUUGUGUUUGUUUGAUUGGUCUAUUUGCUCAUUAAUUAUUAAUGAGUUUGAGAAAUAUAUGCACUUGAAAAACGUCUAAAUCAUAGACAUAGCAUAGGCAGCACAGCGGCUAAGCGUGUUGAAUAUUUGACUAAAAUAUUCACAUUUUUAAUAAAAACUAUGCCUGCCUUGUUAACUAUGGCGAAAAAUAUUAUUGAAAAUAGUCCGAAUAACAAUGCAAUUCUGUAGUUUGGUUGUCUGCUACGAGCGACGUAGUACUAGUACUUCAUAUGAGAAUACCCGGAAUACUCAAUCUCGUUGGCUGUCAUGCAUUGACCGACAUUUUUUUUAACUAAACCUUGUCAUUGUCUUGUCAGACAGUUGUCUACUUCUGUGAAUUCUGCGUGCGCGAGGAAAUCAUGCACAAUCUAUAACCUUGCGACAACAAGAAAGGCACGUGUUAAAUUAUAUUAGUUAAUCAAUAUGUGAUUAAUCAACAUUAAUCGAUUGCUUUAUUUAUACUGCAUAGCUCAAUUAUUUCUAAACUGUUCGCCCUUAAGGUCCAGCAAGGAUCAUCUCUAAUUCGUCCAGUGUUACUAUAAAAUUCUGAACGAUUCAAAUUUGAAAGAGUUAUUGAUGAGGAGGGAUUUUCUACAAACUAAUUAUGACUCCAGAAAUUCUCACACUGAUCUGCUGGCCCUUCCUAAGACGCGAAUUUCUUAAAAAAAGCUUUAAGUACAGUGGUGCUAAACUUUGGAAUAAUCUUCCGCGCGAAGCUAUCAAAGGAAGCGCAGUCAAUUUACUCUUUCAAAAACUUUGUAAACCAAUUUAAUUGUUAGAUAGAAACAACUAUAGAUCUAUAAUAUACCGGACCGGGUCACAUCAAUUUAAUUUCCUUUAUAUAAAUAUUUUUCUCGCUUUGUAAAUAUCUUUUUCUUGUGCUAGUGACGUACGCCCCUUGUGGAAAUCAACUAUUGCUGUUGACAAGGCCAGCGUCAUUAAAUAAAGUUUUACAUACAUACAUACAUAGCUUACAUACAUACAUACAUAGCCUACAUACAUACAUAGCCUACAUAGAGUACAGGAGGAAGCCACUGUACCCGGAGAACUAAACACAUGCGGCGUUUGAAAGCGCACAUUUUACAUGCGACUGAGACAAAAUUUGAUCAUGCAGAUAACUGCAGCAAUCGAAUCAUGGUCACAAAGUGAAAGCAAGAAAUGCCGGUUAUACCCAUGAUUGCCAUAAUAGACGUCUCCAAAACAGAAUAAGUUAUUUUCUUCAUGUCUGUGCAGACUUCACAAAACUGACUAUGUGAGUCACGCAGUCAUGCAGCCUUACUGGCAACUAUUAGCGCACUAUUGAAUUAUUAUAUUAUAUGUAGGAAACCUCCGAUGGAAAACGUAAAGUUGUUGAUCUUAUUGACUGUACUGGUAGUGGAGAUAUUGACACUUCCACAGUUGUACAAUCUCAAGAUGGUUAUAUCACUGGACUCACAGGAAGAAAAUUAAAGGUAUUUCCAUUAUAUUUUGAUAAGUACAGAAUAGAUGCAAAAUAUACCCACUGCAUUAUAUAUAUAAGGCCCGUUUUAUACGUCGAAUUUUGGUCGCGUCGAAUGCAAUUAAGAUAAUAGAUAAUGAGAUGAUAAACCUCAUGCAUUAAGCUUCAUUAUCUAUUGUUUGAAUUGCAUUCGACGCGACCGAAAUUCGACGCAUAAAAUAUAUGAGGGUAUGGAAUAAGAUUAUCAAGGUAACAGAAUUGAUUGUUUUCAAAAUCCAUCUUAUGAAUUUUUCUGAAAAUUUAAUAUGCUGUUGAGCUUGUUUUAUGUUGGAUCAAAUUACAAAUUUGAAAAAGAUUCACCUAAACAAACCCCUAAAAUUUUCAUUUCUCGUGCGGUCGGCGUUGACGUGACGAAAUAUCGAUUCAACAUGAUCAAUAAUUGUGCACGAGACGCACGCGUGCUUAUUAGACUCGCACGUCGCUGACGUUGAGAUCUGGUUACCAGUCUUCUUAUAAAAUAAGUGUAAGGAGCCACCCUAAAGAACUUAUAGUAUAGAGAGAACGGGAAGCUAGAAAUACCCUCUAGCUUCCCGUUCUCUCGUGCCCGCGAAUACCGCCUGCUACGCAGGCUACCAAUGAAUAGACGAGGAAGAUUUCCUUGAAAAGUACCUGCUCGUGUGUACGAUGAACAAGUUUUCGUCGAUCAAUUUUUCCUUGACAAGUUUUACGAGCCCGCGCUAUUUAAGUACGUAAACAAUUUCAUGAUAAAUUUUAUUCAAAGCGGCUUCCAACAAACUUGAAGACAAUUAGACAACAGCUGAAACUGUCUACCAUGCAUACUGCACUUCAAAAGCGAAUUUUAAAAUAAACGAGAUUUAAUGCAUGGCCGGUCGAAGGUAAGUAGUCCAGAGUCCUUGACGACCACACACACGAAAAAAAUUCUUGUUGGAAAGGUGGCAUGACCAGUUUUUGAACGAAGCUCCUUGUGAAGGGAAAACAUUUAAUGAGGGUGGUGAUGGGGUAUAUUGUGAGUCGUGAUUCACUCAAUUUCGGUUACCGUCAGUCGUGAAAACACUAAAAAUUUAGCGUGAAUCAUGAGGAAAAAAGUAGUGUUUAUCGUUUCAGAAUACUUUUCAAGAUUUACCGUUAAAAUACCAAGAUGUUACGCUAUUGUUACCGUUAAUGAAGUUGAAUAUGUUGGAAAAGAGACAGAUAGUUAAAAUCGAACAACUGGCAACUAAGCAAGACAACAAUAACUUGGAACACAUUUUUGUGGCAUAUAUUUUGGGCAGAGAAGUGCUCGAAAACAGUUCCGGCCGAACUGUCUAGAGGCUCUCGCUAACCUAAGUUUUAUCUAGAGAAACAGGCGAAUCUCUAGACUGCAGAGGGCAUGCUUGACUCUGUGCAUGUCGUUCAGCGAGUUGAGACCUAGUUGGACUGGUGAACAACUAUUGGUAUAGGGCACAUUACCCAGGGUACUCAAAGCUGGCUGAGGAUACACGCAAAAACUGUAGGUUGUUCUAGAGGAACAGGCGGACCUCUAGAUAACAGGGGAACAGGCGAACCCCGUUCAGAUCCGUCAGGCCGUCGACAUUGAGACCUAGUUGGACUGGUGAACAACUAUUGGUAUAGGGCACAUUACCCCGGGCCGCAACUGAUAACCUGACUGACCACAUCGAGUCUCUAGGACUGCUCAUUCAGGUCUUCAGUGCGACCUGAAUGAGCAGUGAUUGCGCUUCACGUGGUGAAGUGUUGUUCAUCGGACAGCACUUCCCUGCCAAUAAUUAAAUAUUAAUUGCAUUUUUUUUUUUUUACACAAGUGGGUUACAAAUCUAUGAGUAACAUGUCUAACUAUAUACAGGAAUGUCCAUUUUUACUAGUUAACAGUCCUUACAACACGCCAUUGUAGAGACGCAGAUUGGUGUACAUGAUUAUUGGGAGGUGGGUGGGUUUUUUUCUCCAAAUUUUCACUUCUUUGCCAAGGUUUUUAUCCCUUUAAUUAUAAACUAAAAAUUUUGCCAGAGAUGUUAACGCACUGGCUAAAGUCUUGAGAAUGAACAAAGCACGUCGAAACUGCGAUCAAAAGUCCUUGCGCAAAAAGGGGGGCAUUGUAUGUAUGCACGUGAAGGAAAACCUUCAAGAUAACUUCUGAUUGGUUAAUCUCAAGUUUGCAUCAGUUGUUCACAUGCUUAGUAGCCAAAGUUCGAUUUUUAUCUGAUAUUUUGUAAUAUUAACAGGACUAGAAAACGGUUCCCUUGUUCUGCCAAGGUACUUGGACCUUGUACGCGUACCUUGCACGGAUUGAUUUUGUGGCGCAGAUGUGUUGGCAGACAGAAAACACCCUCGGGCAAAUGGAGUCUUCUAGAACAUAUUACUCCAUUAACCGCAAUUUAUAGCUUUGCUUAAAUUGAUUAUUUAAAAUACAAAAAUUUUUACUGUUUACUGAUUUUCAGACCCCCCAUCUAGACCCUCUUUAAUUUUUUGCCGUACAUACGAACAACUAAAAGUUAUCAGGGAAAACCUGUGAAGGAAAACUUGCUCGUUUGUAUGGGAUAUAAUGCACUGCAGUCCAUGAAAUGAUUUUCGCCACAUGGCAUGUCCCAAAAAUAUAUAUUCCAUAUUCCAAGUUUGAGCAUUAUAUAUACACUUUUUUAGGUUCCUGCAGACUGGACAAAUUCAUCAAAUGAUUAUCACAUUGGAAUAAAAAGUGCUUUUAGUCUUUUUCCAAAAUUGCUAAAAGAAAGAAUAAAGGUUUGAUUUGUUUCCAUUCCACUCUUUAACGUAUAGGCUAUAGUCGGCAACAUCUUCACUGUAAAAGCAUUAUUAGUUUACAUCGUCAAUAUUUCAUUGAUGUGUAAAAGCAUUAUUACAUCGUCAAUAUUUCAUUGAUGUGUAGAAACAUUACAUCGUCAAUAUUUCGUUGAUGUGCAUGUAAAACCAUUAUUACAUCGUCGAUAUUUCAUUGAUGUGUAAAACCAUUAUUACAUCGUCAAUAUUUCAUUGAUGUGUAAAAGCAUUAUUACAUCGUCAAUAUUUCAUUGAUGUGUAGAAACAUUACAUCGUCAAUAUUUCGUUGAUGUGUAGAAACAUUAUUACAUCGUCGAUAUUUCGUUAAUGUGUAGAAACAUUAUUACAUCGUCAAUAUUUCGUUGAUGUGUAGAAACAUUAUUACAUCGUCGAUAUUUCGUUGAUGUGUAGAAACAUUAUUACAUCGUCAAUAUUUCGUUAAUGUGUAGAAACAAGAGAAAGAAGAGCAAUGGGAUCCAGAUCAUCGCAAGCUAACUGCCAAAGUUGUGAAGAAAGUUCCUACUGACGUUCCACAAACUCAUGAAGAGAAGG
Messenger RNA from Paramuricea clavata, 7769 nucleotides. NCBI's taxonomy places the organism in Eukaryota, Metazoa, Cnidaria, Anthozoa, Malacalcyonacea, Plexauridae. The record is from the annotation of a GenBank genome assembly.